This is a messenger RNA of Osmia bicornis bicornis, 9860 nucleotides long. It is a transcript of the gene spri, whose product is annotated as protein sprint. The transcript has 16 exons. Bases 3153 to 7268 code for a protein of 1371 amino acids. Gene Ontology annotation, cellular component: endocytic vesicle; cytosol. Gene Ontology annotation, biological process: vesicle-mediated transport; signal transduction. Lineage: Eukaryota; Metazoa; Arthropoda; Insecta; Hymenoptera; Megachilidae. Gene Ontology annotation, molecular function: small GTPase binding; guanyl-nucleotide exchange factor activity. The record is from RefSeq and is a predicted model, not a curated record.
CACACUCGAAUCUCUUUGUCUGGCUGGUCUAUAAAUAAAUCGCGACCUCUCGCUGGAAUAAUCGAUCGUCGGAUUUCUUCUUUUUUUUCCUUUCCACGUGAAACACCUUUGGCUACUUGACAAGACGCCCAUGGUACCUCGACCUGGGUCAAGGUUAACCGACUGACCAACUCCGAAACGCGUCUACCUUGUUCCCCAGCGUCGUCUCGGCGAUGAUCGAUGAAGGAUAAUUGGCUGGAUUUAGUGGGAUCGAUGAUUUUGCUACGCGUGCAGUGGAAGACUGAAAGGUCUGCGGAUGUUGUAGGGCAGUGUCCUUUCGAAGGUAGAAGAAGGUAAUUGACUCUGCGUAACGGUGACGCGAGAAGCUUCUUCGUUCUUUCGGAAUUACUUUUGCCGGAGUGCGUGGUACACGUGGAUGUCGAAGUUGCGAUCGUUCCUAAUUAAUAUAAAUUUACCUGAGACCGUGAAAUAUUUCGAGACAGUGAUCGUACUUGAAAUUCUUCGACCACGGUGGGCCAGGUAUGAAUAUUCCAAGUACGUGUCCGACAAGCUGUGAAUAUUCUCCUAUAUUCUUUCGGCUAUCUGAAAGAGGAAGUGUAAUUGUCUCUGAUGACGUGAGACGACUGUGUCAGUCAGCCGCUGAAUAUAGAAGCUUGCCAAUUAUGAAACUUGAAAGUGCGAAGGCUAUGAAAACACAUCUUUGAUAUUAUCAGGAAGAAACUCGCAAGAUUUCAAUUUUUCCCUGAUGAAUGCUCCUUUAACUCGUAUCAACAAAUAAUUCUCCCAAAAAUGAUGAAUUAAGGGAUCCAAAGGUACCUAGAAUGCUGGUAUCGACGAUCCGCCGCGUACUCGUGGUUCGAUCGAGUUCGAAAGUUACCGUAGAUGACCCAGACUCGAACGCGAUCGAGCAUGAAAUCAAUUCGUGGCGCAGAGAGGCGGAGGGUGAGCCGAACGCUUACCAGGACUUGAGUUCUCGCGAAAAUCACGAACCGAAGGAAAAGCUCGAGGUUUGUGUAAAAUCGAGGAACGGUGAGCGCUAACCGGUCGCUCGAUCUCGACCGAUCGAUAACGGAAUUGCUUCGUGAUCGGCUCCUCCUCGAAGUCAGCCAGAUAGAAAAGAAAGAUACGAAACGACGGGGGUCGUACGAGGAUCUAUCGUAGGUCGUAAUAAAUACAUUUUGUCCACGGGCGACAGUUGCCGAUCGAGGUCGAUCGUGUGCAGCUCGUAGAAAACGGGCCUGGCGAAUGAACGAACGAGACACUGUUUAAAUACUGUUUAUCGGUCGUCGCUGUCCUUCAGUUGACACCGAUUAAGCGAGCAACGGAGGAAUGCUUAUUGAACGGAUCACUUCCGAGCGAGUUGACGCGCACUCGCCGCGACUACGAUUCUCCUCGACGCUGAUUCCAGAUGCCUAGCUGCCACCUGCCAGCAACACUGACACGCGAGUGCUUUCGUCGUUAUUCUAGAUUUUCUCCCCUUAAAUUUCACUACCCUCGCGAUGGUGCGCGUUUUGUGAAAAGAGGAACUCGUGAUUUUUAGCGGAGGAUCAAUCGUGGAUCUUUCGGUAUUUUUGUGCUGGUGUACUUUGUGAAAUUUUGAACAAUUCAGAAUCUUAAAUUGAGAAUAUUGCCUUGAUUCGUUCAACGAGUUGAUGAAAUCGUCCUCGUGUUCUCGAACCACGUAGAAGACAUUUCUUCUCUAGUGAUUCAUUAACCGGAAGUAUCGUUGCUCGGACGAUAGCAUCGAGUUUAAUUCACUGUGUUCAUUGAUCGUAGCCUUGUUCUACAAUCCAGCUGUAAAAUCUGUAAAUCUUAGUAUUUCCCACGCAUCGAAUCGUUCAAUUACUCGGUUCGACCGGUCUCGUUUAAAUAAUCGUGUGGAAACUGGAUCGAGUCUCAUCCUGGAGGAAAAUAUCAGUCUCUAAAAAUAUUUUACUACCUCAGCCACUUCCACGAAAAUAAGCCACUUAAACGUCGAUCAACGAAUCUCGAUAAGAAAUAAUCAAACCGAGCAGGCAACAAGGUUUCCAGGUCGUUCAUCUGUGAAAAUCGUAAGAUUAACCGUGGUUUAUCGAGGAUAAACGAAAACAAACCCACCCACAGGGUUCCCUGACCAGCGUCAAGCGAAUUUUGGCAAAAUAAACAGGCGAGGCUGAAGAGCGUUUCGCAUAAUAAUAGAAUCGGCGCCAGGGUGACCGACGAUCGAAGGAACCGAGUCGUCGCACCUGUCGCUAUCGGUCUGUCUCUUCAGGGUAUACGCGAGCCGAAACCUUGAAGAGAGGACACCUGACACGUAUGCCUCGAGACUCGUCGAGAGGCGAAACGGUGUCGUUGAAUGCGUCGCGACGUUGAUGGAGGACUUUGGUUCAAUGGAUAGCAGGUGAAUCAUUGGGACGAUGAUGUUUCUUGAUCUGGUAGAAUCACAGCUACCGUGGAUCGCGAAUCAUUCAGAAAUGAAUUAUUGAAUGAGAAUUUUGGAAUAAUGACGUUGGAUAACUUGAUUAAUUAGCGAAGCUUGCGAGUUUGUGAAUUUAAACCUUUAGUCUGAUGAAUCAUUGGGUUUAUCAGUUAUUAUUGGCCAUGAGUCAUUCGCAAACGAAUUGUCGAAUGAAAUUGCCAGUUGUUAUGUGAAAUUAAUUGAAAUCCUUGGCAAAAUAAUGGGAAGCAAUCUUUUUAUAAAUAAUAUAUCAAUCAUAAUCAGGAUCAAUAACCAAAGUUGCUAACAUCACAAUCGCUGAGCAAGAAUGAUAAAAUCGAGCCUGUUGCAAGAUUGACAGCAGUCAUUUUUCAGAGACAAGUAUACCUAGUUAGGGAUCAAGAUCAUGAUAAAAUCAUCGCUGUCCAUACUCGUUCGCUGAUAAUAAACUUUGAGAAUUUAAUGAUUCGACCAGAGUCAAGAUCAAUCGGAGUAUCGAAAAUAAGAAACGAUGCAUCCGAAUCGCUUUGUGCUCGCAGGAAAUAUGGCCGCUAUAUAUAGCCGGAAGAAUUUUCGUGGCAUCCACAAACUUCCCCUCUUCGUUCGUGCUUUUGCUCGAUUUUCUUAACCGCGAUUUAUGAGAAACGACUGCGAAACUUCUCUCGACGCAGUUUCGUGUUACUUCCAACAACUUUGACUUGAUUUCUUUGACGCGAGUUUCAUCGUGUGAAGAAUCAUGCUGAUCACCAAGUAUACCACCAUUCUGCUGCAAUCCACCAAUCAGCAUAUUUUUAGGAGCGACGUCUUCCUGGAACCGUAUCUGCAACAGCAUGGAACCGUCCAGGUUGUCAGCUCACCUAGCACGCCUCCGCCAAACCCGCUUCAGCAUCAUCAGCUUACGCAGCUACAUCAUGUACAGAGCGAGGAGUCGCUCUCCUCGGAGGGUUCGGCCACCUCGGCUGGAUCUUCGAGCACCACAGAAGAUUCUGGCAGCGAGGUCGCCUGUGACAUUACUCUGAUCGAGAGGCUAAUACGCUCUCAUCCGAUCUGGUUCCUUCCUGGCAUCCAAAGAGCCGGUGCUUUCCACUUGUUGCAAGGCAAAGAGGAAGGGAACUUCGUGGUUCGACAAUCGAGUCAGAGCGACACGAUGGCCCUGUCUGUAAGACUGCCAGCAGGAAAAGGGCCUUACAUCGAGCACUACCUGAUCCAAGCCAACAAGGGGAAGUUGAGCUUGGAAACUAGCGAGAACAGGUUCGACAACAUCCCCUCGUUAAUCGCCCACUAUUCUCAGUGCUGCGACGAAUUGCCAGUUCAAUUGACACUGCCAAGGGCGAUGCGCGAUGCCAAGAAUAGGCAGCAACUCUCCUCCCUGGCUCUUCUGGGUCAGGAAUUCUGGAGAUACCCGAUGGCGAACCCGAAACCGCCGGAGAGCAGCAGCAGCAACACCUCCAGCUUGAGCAGUUUUCGCGGUGGUAAUAAUAAUCUGAACAACAAUAAUAAUAACAAUGUUCAUACACCAACGACGGAGAGCAUCGUACUGAAUCUUGCGCCGAUAUCGUCGCACGACACACGAAGCUCGUCGCCGACGACCGUCGUCACGACGUUCGCGUCGUCGCUCCCCCGUCAGCCGCGACCGACGCCGCCCAACACUCUGAACCUGACGACGUUCAACGAGCCAUUGGACGUGAAGAAAGAGAAGAUCUCGCCCGGUGACAAGCUCUCUCAGAAAUUGAUUUCCCCGAAUCUGGUCCAAAGCGUUCGUUGCCCAUCGCCGGUGGUUCACAACGUGGAGAGCAACGUGUUGAGCCCAGUCCAGGAUACGAGGAUUAUCAGUUUCGAUGCGAAGAAUUCAGCCGAGACUUCCAAGUCCACGAUCAUCGAAUCGUCCAGGAGCAGAUUCCAUCAGAACGUGUCGACUUUUAAUAAUCUGUCCUGCACCACGUCGCCUGUGUUGCCGGAGAUCAGAAACAUCAUAGCUGAGAAUCAUUCUAUUGGACAGAUUGUUAAAACUCCACCGCCCCCGCCUCCUAGGUGGGCCAAGCCGGGAUUUGGUCAGAGUCAGAAUAAUUUCAUGGUGACCACCACGGUGACGUUCAAUGUGAAUCAGACGACUGACGUCAGCAGCUCGCAGCAGAAUACCCCAUCAGAUCCAAACACGUCUCUGCUGAGUCCCCAAAGCGCUACCUCGAACAAAUCCCUGACCUCCAAUUUCUCCAUGAAGUCUCCCCUGUCUCCAACGACCCCAGUUCUCUCCCCGAUGUCGAAGCUAGUCCCGAACCCCGGAUCGAAAACCCCCAACGUCCUUUCCCCGACCACGCCAUCGAGUACGAGCAAAUCGAAGCGAAGACGCGAUCGGGAGGCACGGAAGAACUCUCAGCAUUAUCAGGAAUCGGACAUCCUUGAAUCCUACUACCGAAGUUCCCCAGGCGAUAAGAUUUCCGACUACGAGGACAUAUGGAACACGACCGACCAGUCGAACCAGUCGACCUGGUCGCCGAACGACAAACUGGCUAGGAACGACGUCUCGGCGAAUCCUCAUGAUAGACUGAGGAACUCGAACGACCGGCUGAUGGUUCAGGAGAGAACUGCAAAUCCGGCCGAGAGGAACUUCAACGAGCGAUUACCUACGAACGAGCAGCUGAUCGUUAGAAACGACAGAAUGAUCGUGAGGAACGACAAGUCGAUCGGCAACGAGAAGCUAAGUUACAAAGAGAUAACCAGCCCUGAGUUCAGUAGCUUCAAGCCAGUCCAGGAGACGAAGCCCACUGAACAGAGCAACGGUUCGCCGGAAGAGACGGGAAUGGGAAGGAGACCUGAUUUAUUGUCACGAGUUUGCAGUGCGAAUUCCUUGAACAGUCCAAGCACAGUGACACCUCCCAGGAACAAACUAGGCCUGAUGCUGGCGAAAUCAGAGAGCAAUAGCCCAUUGACACCGGAGUCCAAGCAGGGUAGCCCUUUCUACGCGGAACCAGCGGACGCGAUCGCUCAGAGUGCGGCAAUUAUACCCAGAAGACGGCCCAGGAACAACCCAGCAACUAAUAAAUAUCGACAUAGCGAGCCAGGUUGGCUGCAGACACCGAUUACCGGUAAUCCUAAUCAACUUCAUCCCAUUGACUGGGAGGAGACGGAGGAGACAGAGGAUAAGACUCCUCUGAUCUCCUCCUCUGUUGACAACCUGGCCAAAAGACUCAGCACCAAAGAGGUGAAGAAAAUCCCACGCGCCAAACCGGUGCAACCACCAAAGAUCAGGACGAAGGUGUUCAAUGAUACCUCCUGGGCUGUGGACUCAAGCUGGGAGUUCAUUGGCAACGAAGCAGACGACUGCGAGCCGGAUUACGACUGUGAUGCGGAUUACGAGGGUGAUAACGUGGCUAGGAAGUUUCCGGACGAGGAGUGUGACAGGGACGUUGUUGGGAACACUUUGACCGUUCAGAGUAUCAUCCGCCAACGGUACCCAGAGCUGUUGAAACCACCGGACACGUCGGAGUCGCUUUACAGCGACAGGAACUCCUCGUACGACAACGUGGAGAAGAGGAACGAGAGGGAAGACACAGGUGACACCAGAAAGGACCAAACGUACGAUUCUUCCGAAUGGGAGACGCCCUUGGAGACUGACGAAAGCGACGUGGAGAAGAUAAAGAGGAACAAGAGCUUCAAGGAGCGCCUUGAUCCCCUUCUUUCUCCUCCAAGGCUGCAAGCACUGAGGAACCGAGACACCUGUGGCACAGGGGCGACGAUUAGGUCGUAUGCCCUGCAAUUAGCAGCAGACAAGACAACCACCUUCUCCCAGAACAUUGAUAAUUUCAUCCAGUGCACAAAAGAGGGCAAAGAGGCAAGCCCUCAUGUGGUCAUGAGGAACAUGCGUCAGUUCAUGUCAGGGAUGAAGAAUUACCUGGUAAAGCAUGGUGAAAGGGAAUUUGAAAAGGAAGUGGAGAAGGAGAGACUGAAACUGAAACCAAAUGAGUUUCUAAAUUUGGAUGCCAUCUUGGAGGGUGUUAUGAUGGGUCUGGUUGUCAGGCCACUCAGGGAACACGUUUACAGACUGUUCGUGGAACACUAUGCCACAACUGGGUCACUGCAGACCCUUGCGGAGAGCAUACAACAUGCCCAGGGGAAACACGUUCAGGAUCUUGGUGUUAGAGAGUACUGUUUGCAGCCAAAGAUCAUCCCACCGUCAGAGCCGAGUUUAGAGAGGAUCCUGAAGUACAUUGACCGACUUCAGAAAGCUGAUUCCCCUUUGGACAAGUUGGAGAACCUUCUGGCAGCCAUUUCAGCGAUCUUCAAUUCUGUAAAGCAUGCGAAUUCCGGUCGACACGUGACCCUGGGUGCGGAUGACCUUCUACCUCUUCUAGUUUGGGUGUUAGUUCGUGGAAAGGUGGUGGACGCUGAAGUGGAGGCCGAGUAUAUGUGGGGGUUGCUUCAUCCCUCUCUUCUCACAGGCGAAGGGGGAUACUAUUUGACAACGUUGUCCAGCGCUGUUCAUGUUUUGAAGACGUUCAAGUCCAGCCAGGGAACGAUGUCCACGUUAAACGGUUGUGGAACACCAGACUGUUCGUCCGUACUACGGAUCUUAGUACCAGAUGAACUUCAUGGAUCCCUGAACACCAGAACGCUGCCUGUGCGACCGAACAUGAACACCAGAGAGAUAUGUCGCAUCCUCGCGCAUAAGAUAAGGUGUACCAAUCCACAGGACUAUGGUUUGUUCAAGUUAGUCCAAGGAGAAGAAAUUGGAUUUUUUCUUGUUUCAGAAACCUUACUGGGCGACCACGAGUGUCCGCAAGAGCUCUCUCACUGCCUUUUCGCUUACAAGCGAAUCGACGCGAAGAUAGCCUGGCCGAAAACCAGUUCUUAAAAGUAGGUCUAAUAAGGAGGACCAGUUAGGGUAAUGAAUUAUCCUCUAGAAGCAACGAUACUAACGAUCACGAAACCUCGUCUCUAAUCUCAUUCUGAUAGUUAGUCUCGUUCCUGUACCCUGGUUUCUUUUCACCUUCACCCAUAGCUAUCGAAAUGAAAUUCAAAUUACCAAUCUCGAGCACAAAUUUUCGACAAUUAGCUCGUAGAAACACUGCCAGCUGGAUGGGACAGCUUUUCUGAACGUAUUGAGAAAGAAGAAGAAGAAAUUACGAAUCAAAUCGGAGACAGUCCGAGCAUUUAAAAGCGACCAAAGCUUAAUCUAAGCAUUGAGGGUUCAUUUUUUCAUUCGAAACGAAGCAUCAUCAUACAUCUGGCAUCUAAGAUCAUCGUCGAUCAUCGUCUUUUUAUUUUGGUCGCUCUUCUAAGUGAAUUCUUGCCCGUUCUUUUAAUCAAUUAACCCUUUUUAAAUGAAAGGAUUAAUAUUGACUGUCAUGUUCAAUUGGAAUGAAUAUCCCACCAGGAAAUAAUUUUAUUUUUAAUAAGUCUGACCAGAUAAUUUUAUGAUAUUAGUAUUUGACGAAAUCAUUUAAUAAUUAAUAAACGAAUAUAAAAAUUCGUGGCAGUCGGAAAAGGUAAAACGACUUCUCUAGCUGCGAUCUAUCCGGAUAGAUCUUAUUAAUUUCGUUCUAAGAAAUUCUUAAAAGCGCGAAAGCGUAUUUGCUUGAGAACAAUAUUAUAUAGUGCAAUGCGACAGUGCAAUGAUGAUGAAGAAUAGGAAGCGUUCUCUAAAUCGUUUAUUUUUAAACGCAGCUAAAGAUGGUCGAGCUAAUAAACAGCGGUAUACAAUCAGGCAAUUAACAUUUAAUCAGGUUUAAUUUGCUCGUCGCGAGCAGGUGCUAGAUACAGCUCGUUCUAUUCGAAUUUUAAAAAUAGAGCUCGAUUUUUCAGCGUUGAACGACCGCUUGUAUUUCGUGAUCGAUGUUGUAAAGGAAAAGAACGGAUCAUGUAUUACUCAGUAUUCGAUAUUUCGUAAAGCUCUGUGUAACAAACGAAGCUACUAAUUAAGUUUUGUUAAAAGGAGCGUUAGAGUUCGAAUCGAAGUCUCUCUGCGAAUGGUGGUAUUUCGUUUUACAAGAAGUCUUUCCAAAUUUCAUUAGAAAGGAUCGUAGACCUUCUUCGAGCUCGAAUCCUAAAUUACGAGAGAUCAUUGUACGUUUUUUACGGGAUGAAGCCCCUAUAAGGAGGAGUUUAAGUGUCUCUGUGACGAACAUUCUUGUUAUGAAUGAAAUUCAAGUUUCAAAUGAGAAAAUAUUGUCAAGUAAGAUUAAUUAAUAUUUCUAUUAUUAAACUUUAUUAAUUCCCAUUUCUCAAUUGCCUGAAUCUUACAAAUUUUAUAAAAAUUAUCCUGUUUUACAGUCCUUUAGAAAAGAAGAUACUAUGACAUUUUUCUUUCUCUUUAGACUAAUUUCAUUCAGAAAUAAAUGUUCAUCCCCAAAAAGAGAACAGAGACAUUGAAACGCUUGCUGUGCAGGUAGCUCAAGCCUAAAUUGUGUAACCAAUUAAAAUAAAGAAAAAAGCAAAAAACAGAAAAACCGUAGGGGACUCCUUGAUACAAAUAAAAGUUAGACUUAGGAGCACGAAAGGCUAGUUUAGACUCUAUUUUAAGUACUUUCUCAACGAGUCGCGUUGGCGGAUUAAUGGAUAAGCAAUCUUCUGUACUUUUAGACGAACGUCGCAUAUUUAUUGGGAAGUUGGACACAAUAUUUUACUAUCUGUCGAAUUUCAUCCGGAUUCCUUUUAGACGCGUGUCGCUUCUUCCCUUCAUUUCUUUGUAUUUUUAUUUUUUUUUAAUUUCUUCCCCCCAAGAAAAUCUGCCAGGCUGAUUUGCUCACCGAUUUACGAAGGCUGUGGAACUGUCUCUCAGAAACGAAUUUUAACUAUCGAUUCUCUCUUUCAUUUCUUUUCUUUUAUAUUUUUUCAUUUCUCGUUUCUGAAAGCAGACGCGGAGAAAAAUGUCGUGGAGACGUGGAGCGAAUAUUUUAUUACUGAUUAAAAAAAAGAAACUCGUACAAAUCAGCCUUGCAUCGUUUUAUAUAUAUAUAUAUAUUGGUAUGAAAACACGACGCGUGUGUAGCCCCUUCGAAUACGUGUAACAAUAAUAAUAAUAUUAUUAUUAUAGCGAUUUAUAAAUGUACAUUUCUCCUUGAUAUCGUACCUAAUUUAUUUUACGAAGCGUUUUAUCUUCUUCUUUCUUUUUUUUUUUUCUUUUAUUUUAAUAACUGUAAUUACAACCCCUUUGUCGCAUUUAAACGUGCUUUCGAACCCUCCCUACCUUCAUUGAUUACGAUUAAUCGUGAACACGUUAAUAUGCUUCUAAUUAUGCUAGUCAAAGCCUCGAGAGGAGUUUGUUAAAGAGACGUUCAUUUCUUGUUUUUUCAAUCUCUCUUCGUAAGCGUAACUUCGUGAUAGUUUUUAUUUGUUAAAGAAGAAAGGUAAAUAUCAUUGAUUAUCAUUAAUCUCUCACCUUUAUUAAUUAUUAUUAUUACUAUUGUAACGUGUAACACUAUGCUCAAUAAAAACUUUUCUAUAA